ACAAUAUUAAUGAAUCUAUAUGUAUUUGUUCAUUUAAGAAACACAAAACUUAUUUAGAGAUUCUUCCUUUUUUUCUCUCCCAACAUUAUAAUCAUAUUCUUGUAUUUGAACUAAUCAUGUCAGAUUCUAAGGUAACACUUGAUUCAAAACUAACCGUUGUAUCAAGCAGGCCUGUAAAACGGGGUAUGAUCCAUAAGUUAUCGGGUGUGGACCAUGGUAUGGGUUAUCAUACUUUGCAUUUGAUAUUUUACUACAAGAAUGAAGAUAACUGGUUUGAGUCAUUUGAAUUGGAUCCCUUGAGGGAAUCUUUGUCGAAGGUUUUGUCGAUGUACCCGACAGUAACGGGUCGGUUGGCCCGAGUGGAGGAAGAUGGUGGUGAUUGGGAGAUUAGGUGUAAUGAUACCGGUGUUCGGGUCAUAAAGGCUAAUGUCGAUAGUACUAUCGAAAAAUGGCUAUCAUCUUCUGCAGGUGGCCCGGAUGAGGCCCAGCUUAUUGCUUGGGAUGAUAUGCCUCUUGAUACGAGUACAUGGUCUCCUUUCCAAAUUCAGAUAAAUAGCUUCAAAGAAGGUGGAAUUGCAAUUGGAGUUAGCUGCACUCACAUGAUAGCUGAUCUAACUUUCUUAUCAUCUUUCUUCAAAUCAUGGUCACAAAUUUACCGUCAUGUGACUCCCAUUUCUCACCCUCCUUUCUUAACUCCAAUUUCAAUCACUUCUUCACCAAACAACAAUGAAGAUAUGAGUCCAAAUUCUGAACCAAAACCACAAACAAACAUAACCUCGGCCACUUUCAAAUUCUCAAAUUCAAUCAUAAAACAAUUGACCUCGAAAUGUGCCGGUGCAACUGCUUUUGAUGUCCUCGCAGCUUUGUUUUGGACUCGUGUUACUCUUUUGAAGGGUUCCAAUUUGCAUAAACAAAAUCACUCUUUAUCAAUCUGCAGAGACUUCAGAAAGCUUAUCAAAACGAAUCUCCCGGUUGGUUAUUUUGGAAACGCUUUACAUUUUUCUAAAUUUUCACUAAAUUCAGAAGAAAUGAAGAAUGGAAAAAAAUUAGAAGACAUAGCAAGUUUAAUACACAUGCACAUGACAGAAGUUACUGAGGAAGAAAUCAUGUCUUCUAUAGAAUCGUUUGAGUCGCAAAAGGAAUCGACACCGAAAUGUGUGUAUGGUUCUUCUGAGUUAACAUGCAUGUACAUGGAAGAGACAGAGUCGUUGUUGUAUGAAUCAAUGUUUGGUGAUAAUGAAAAACCAGCUCAUGUUUCGUGUCGUGUUGGGAAUGUUGGUGGUGAAGGUUUGAUAAUGGUGAUGCCUUCUUCAGAAGGAGGGUUUGCAAGAAAUGUGAUAGUAAUGUUGAAGGAAGAACAAGUUGAUAAACUAUGCAAGGAUCAAGAGAUGUUGAUGCUUCAACCAACUAUUAUACUUUGUUGAAUAAAUUAAUUACAUUACUUGUGCUUAAAAUAUUGUCGGUUUGAUGUUAUAAGUGGAUUUCAUGUUAUUAUACAUAUAUUAAAAAAUAUAAUUAUUGUUGUAAGGAAAAAAAUUGUUUUGAUAUUAUAAGUCGAUUUAUGUAUGAAAAAUAUAUUUAUUGUUGUAAGAAAAAAAACUAAUUUGUUUUGAUAUUAUAAGUUUGUAUAUGUAUGAAAAAUAUACUUAUUGUUGUACCAAAAAAGUAAUUUAUUUUAAUAUUGUAAGUCAAUUUGAUGUUUAUA
Molecule: messenger RNA, 1705 nt
Organism: Lathyrus oleraceus (garden pea)
Lineage: Eukaryota; Viridiplantae; Streptophyta; Magnoliopsida; Fabales; Fabaceae
Product: protein ECERIFERUM 2
Exons: 2
Coding region: 117-1424 (435 amino acids)
Molecular function (GO): acyltransferase activity, transferring groups other than amino-acyl groups
Source: RefSeq, a predicted model, not a curated record